Messenger RNA from Peronospora matthiolae, 456 nucleotides. Lineage: Eukaryota; Oomycota; Peronosporomycetes; Peronosporales; Peronosporaceae. The record is from the annotation of a GenBank genome assembly.
AUGGACGCCUCCUCCCUCCGCAUCUCCAAGUUCGAUGGAACUAACUUCCACGCCUGGAAGUUCAAGAUGCAGAUGGUGCUGGAGGAACGGGACCUAUGGGAGGUCGUCAGCGGUGAGAUCAAGGCGGAACAGUGCGAGACUCAGUUGGACCAAGCGACGUACAAGAGGAAGUCAAGAAAGGCGAUGGCAGUGAUCUGUCUAGCCAUGGAAGAUUCCCAGCUACCGUUGGUCCGGUCGGCAAGUGGUGCAUGCGACGGAUGCGUCAAGAAGCGCGAUGAUGUGCUCGAACACAUCAACAAGCUCAAGACGCUGGCGGAACAGCUAGAAGCGGUGGGGGCUCCAGUCUGCGAGGACGAUCUCGCGAUCACACUCCUCGGCAGCCUGAGUGACUCGUAUCAAUUCUUGAUCACAGCUUUGGAGUCGCGCUCUCAGACACUCUUAGCUGGGAGCUCGUGA